AUGACAGAGGAGUCCUACGUGUACGGUGUGGAGCUAAGAUCACCUCCACCGACAACCGUAGCGCAACAGCUGACCCAGUACGAACGUUUUCUCAAGAGCAGAGCUAUGUCAAAUCAAUUUCCGACCGCUCGUCAAUAUCAUCCUCACCAGCAGCAGCAGCAAGCCUUCUCGCCGGCACCGCCCGGUUUGCCGUCGUCCCUGUUGGUGGACUACGCCUCGUCGCUGAACCAAAGCUCAUCCAAUCUGACAAGCUCCAUUGGGGAAAUCCUCCGGCAGAACAUCAUCACCGAAUGGACGCUGCGGGAGGGUGCAACAACGAUAAUCGUAGCAACUGUCGGCAGUGCAGCCACCAGCACCGCAGCCAGUACUGCCGCCGGUUCCAACCGAACCACUGGUGGUGAUUCAACGAUUCAAAACAAUUUGAUUAUUCCGUUGUAUGCAACCAUUUUCCUGCUGUCGGUUGUUGGCAAUUUACUCGUAAUCCUCACGCUGGCACAGAACAAGCGGAUGCGUACCGUCACCAAUGUGUAUCUUCUCAAUUUGGCUAUAUCCGAUCUGCUGCUUGGCGUGUUCUGCAUGCCGUUCACCCUCGUCGGCCAAGUGCUGCGAAAGUUCGUCUUCGGUGCCAUCAUGUGUAAGCUGAUACCUUACUUCCAAGCCGUCUCGGUGUCGGUUGCCGUGUGGACGCUGGUGGCAAUAUCCUUGGAGCGCUAUUUCGCCAUCUGCCGGCCGCUGUCGUCCCGUCGUUGGCAGACGCAGUUUCAUGCCUACAAGAUGAUCACCAUGGUGUGGCUACUUAGCUUCCUAGCUAAUGCACCCCUCUGCUACGUUCAGCGGUUACAGCCGGUUCAUCGAAAUGUAAUCCACACCGCCUCGGCUGGCACGUCGAUGAAAUGUCGAGAGAUGUGGCCGGAUCGGACCUACGAGCGGGCGUACGUGCUUUUCCUAGACGCCGGGUUGCUGGUGUUUCCACUGCUGACGAUGGGAUUCGCAUAUUGCAUGAUUGUAUCCAAACUGUGGCGUGGGUUGAGGCGCGAAAUUUCCCACACGGCAUACCAAAAACAUAAACGUAAGUACAAAACUUUACAAAAGCUGCUCGUACAGAUAAACAAUUCAACAAAAGAGUCCCCAAGUGGCCUCAUCGUUGACAGCACUUUCAGCACCGCAAUCGGAAAAAAAUCAAUAGCUUCCAGGACGGAAAACUCCUGCUAUCUACUGACAACGACACCAAACGUUGGCUCUUCCAACCGGGCAACAGGCCACUGUACAAAACGUAACAACGGCUCGUCGGCGGGAAAAUUUGUCACCGAGAAUUGCCCGUGGGCGGGAAACCUAUACUCCAGUGAACGACCUGCCACGGUAAUCGGCGUCAGUGCCAAAAGCAAUAACAACAACAAUAACUAUUGCUAUGUCAAUAACGUAAUACAGCACCCGGUGGCACUUGGUGGCAGUGGUUCGUCUUCCUCGACAGCUGUCAAGCGACCAGCAUCAUCAUCAUCAUCAUCAUCAUCAACCAGAUUCCGAUUUCUACGUGAUUUUAUGAAGACCCGUCGCCAAAGAGGAUCCAACCAUACAAGCGUGCCAAAAUCGAACAAUUUACCAUUAAACAAACCGAAAGGAAUGUUCGCUUCUUCUCCGAACCGUCUGCAGACGCUAACCUGUAGCACAGCGAAUGGCAAUCUGUACAGCAACAAUAACAUCUACAGCGUUACCACGGAGACGACCCUAACCGAUCGGGCAGCUAGUACAACCGUUACGGCCGGAAGCUCUUCGACGCUGGGCUUGCGCCGGCAUGCGUCGACCGCUGAAAUUGGAUCAUUAACGCCGGAACCACCGAUGAAGCAUCGCGAACUUCCGAUAGAAAAUCUUGUAGAAGAUUCAUAUAUAGCGGCCACGUCCCUGUCGCGGCAUGCCAUACGAUCGACGUACAUGGACAAAAGUAUCGAAGCGAAGAAAAAGGUGAUUCGGAUGCUCUUCGUCAUUAUUGUCGAAUUUUUCGUCUGCUGGGCUCCUCUGCAUAUUCUCAACACGGUGUAUCUUUACGCACCCGCUUCCGUCUACAAAUAUGUCAACAGCAACGGUAUUGCCCUGGUGCAGCUAAUGGCCUACAUCAGCUCCUGCUGCAAUCCGAUAACCUACUGCUUCAUGAAUCGACGAUUUCGACAGGCAUUUCUCAACAUAUUCGGCUGCUAUCAGCAUCGAGCAAUGCUGUGCUUAUUGUGCUGCUUCGGAACCGACGACGACGCACCGAAUGCCGAUCCCAACUCCGGUGGUUCCCGCGCCAUACCAGGCAACUCCUGUGGUACAGCGGGAGCAAAUAAUUCCGACGUAUCUGGAAAUGAUUCCAUCACCUACGUGGGUCGUAGCAUUGUUCAACGUUCCGAAAUCAUGGUGCUAGAAUCCGAGGAUCGGGUUUAG
Molecule: messenger RNA, 2418 nt
Organism: Sabethes cyaneus
Lineage: Eukaryota; Metazoa; Arthropoda; Insecta; Diptera; Culicidae
Product: dopamine receptor 3-like
Exons: 10
Coding region: 1-2418 (805 amino acids)
Biological process (GO): neuropeptide signaling pathway
Cellular component (GO): membrane
Molecular function (GO): neuropeptide receptor activity
Source: RefSeq, a predicted model, not a curated record